This is a messenger RNA of Parus major (Great Tit), 3753 nucleotides long. It is a transcript of the gene PAN2, whose product is annotated as poly(A) specific ribonuclease subunit PAN2. Gene Ontology annotation, molecular function: nucleic acid binding; protein binding. Lineage: Eukaryota; Metazoa; Chordata; Aves; Passeriformes; Paridae. The record is from RefSeq and is a predicted model, not a curated record. Gene Ontology annotation, biological process: nuclear-transcribed mRNA poly(A) tail shortening. Bases 119 to 3538 code for a protein of 1139 amino acids. The transcript has 22 exons. Gene Ontology annotation, cellular component: PAN complex; P-body.
UUCCCGGUGCCCUGUGACCACCCCAGGGUACCCUGAGACCCCUUCCCGGUACCCUGAGACCCCUUCCCGGUACCCUGUGACCCCUUCCCGGUGUCCUGUGACCCAUUCCCGGUACCCCAUGACCCCUUCCCGGUGCCCUGUGACCACCCCAGCCCCCUUCCCCCGGCAUCUCCCGGGAUCCCCGAUCUCCGUGAUUUCCCAGCCUCAUCCCCCGGGCGAUUCCCGCCGCCGUUCCCACCGCCAUUCCAAGCUCUCCCGGUGUCCCCGAGCACCGACCCCUCUCCCUUUUCCCUCCCCAAGGCCGGGAUUCACCAUGAACUUCGAAGGGCUCAACCCCUCCCUGGCCGAGUUCGCGCCGCCGCUUCACCCGGCGCUGGAGCCGGUGCUGGACCCGCACCUGAACCCCAGCCUGGUGGAGCUGGACCCCGAGGGGGUGUCCCUGGAGGGGCUCCCGGUACCGGAGUCGGUGCACCUGAUGGAGGGGAUGUACAGCGAGCUGCACACCGCCGUCUCCGAGGUCGGCGUGCCCGUCUCCGUCUCCCACUUCGACCUGCACGAGGAGAUGCUGUGGGUUGGCAACCACGGGGGCCACGCCACCUCCUUCUUUGGCCCGACUCUGGAGCGCUACUCGUCGUUCCAGGUGAACAGCAGCGAUGACAUCCGCCAGAUCCAGAGCCUGGAGAACGGCGUCCUGUUCCUCACCAAAACCAACCUCAAGUACCUGUCCCGGGGCGGCCUCAUCAUUUUCGACUACCUGUCCUCCGACCGCCGCUGCCCCGUGUCCAGCCACUUCCCGUGGCGCGAGCCCUGCGUGCCACCAGGAGCCAAUUCCCACUCUGCUGUCCCCUUUCCCCUCCUGCCAGGCCAGUGCCAGUUCUGCGAGCCCACCGGGCUGGCCAACCCCGCCGACAUCUUCCACGUCAACACCGUGGGGCCGCUCAUCAUGACCUUCGACGUGUCGGCCAGCAAGCAGGCGCUGGCCUUCGGCGACUCCGAGGGCUGCGUCCACCUCUGGGCCGACUCUCCGGAGGUGACCUUCAACGCCUACUCCCGGGAGACCGACUUUGCCCUGCCCUGCAUGGUGGACACGCUGCCACACCUGGACUGGAACCAGGACCUGGUGCCGCUGUCGCUCAUCCCGGUGCCGCUGACCAGCGACGCGCUGCUCUCCGACUGGCCCGCCGCCAACUCCGCGCCGGCACCGCGGCGAGCCCCCCCGGUCGAUCCCGAGAUCCUGCGCACCAUGAAGAAGGUGGGAUUCAUCGGCUACGCCCCGAACCCCAGGACCAAGCUCCGUAACCAGAUUCCUUACCGGUUAAAGGAGAUGGACAACGAGUUCGACACCUUCAGCCAAGUCCCCGAGUCCCCGAUCGGGCGCGAGGAGGAGCCGCACCUCUACAGGGUGGCCAAGAAGUACAGGAAGGUCACCAUCAAAUACUCCAAGCUGGGGCUGGAGGAUUUUGACUUCAAGCAUUACAACAAGACGCUGUUUGCGGGGCUGGAGCCCCACAUUCCCAAUGCCUACUGCAACUGCAUGAUCCAGGUGCUGUAUUUCCUGGAGCCAGUGCGCUGCCUGGUGCAGAACCACCUGUGCCAGAAGGAAUUCUGCCUGGGCUGCGAGCUGGGUUUGCUCUUCCACAUGCUGGACCUGUCCCGAGGAGACCCCUGCCAGGGGAGCAACUUCCUGCGGGCUUUCCGCACCAUCCCGGAGGCGUCGGCGCUGGGCCUGAUCCUGGCAGACUCGGACGAAGCCACGGGGAAGGUGAACCUGGGGCGGCUGAUUCAGAGCUGGAACCGUUUCAUCCUGACCCAGCUGCACCAGGAAACGCAGGAGCAGGAGGGACCCCAGGCCUACCGGGGGGCUGGCAGCAGCAGCUUUGGCUCCUCGGGGGACUCGGUCAUCGGGCAGCUGUUCAGCUGUGAGAUGGAGAACUGCAGCAUGUGUCGCUGCGGGAAGGAGACCGUCCGUGUGUCCUCCACGCUGCUCUUCACCCUCUCCUACCCCGACAGCACCGAAAAACCAGCCAAGGAUUACGAAUUCGCCCAAAUUUUAAAGCGCAGCAUCUGCUUGGAGCAGAACACGCAAGCCUGGUGUGAGAACUGUGAGAAAUACCAGCCCACGGUGCAGACCCGGAACAUCCGCUGCCUGCCGGACGUGCUGGUCAUUAACUGCGAGGUGAACAGCUCCAAGGAGGCAGAUUUCUGGAAGACACAGGCUGAGUAUUCCUUCCAGAAAGCCAUGAUGAAGAGAGGAGGCUUCGACAUCACCAAGGGAAAGGAGAUCGCUCUCGGGGAGUGGAAGGAUCUGGGGAACCCCGACACGGGGCAUUCGUAUGCUUCUGUGGAGGAACUGAAGAACAUUUGGAUCCCUCACGCCAUCAAGAUGAGGUUGACCAAGAGCAAAGAGCUCGACGUGAGCAACUGGAGCGAGAGCGAUGAGCUGAGCCCGAUGGACGACCCCGAGUCCGUGUACAUCUACGACCUGAUGGCCACCGUGGUUCACAUCCUGGAUUCCCGCACCGGGGGCAGCCUGGUGGGGCACAUCAAGGUGGGAGAGACCUACCACCAGCGGAAGGAGGGAGUCACACACCAGCAGUGGUACCUCUUCAACGACUUCCUCAUCGAGCCCGUGGACAAGUGCGAGGCUGUGCAGUUUGACAUGAGCUGGAAGGUUCCAGCCAUCCUCUACUACGCCCGGAGGAACCUCAACGCCAAGUACAACCUCGUCAUCAAGAACCCCAUCGAGGCCAGCGUCCUGCUGGCUGAAGCCUCGCUGGCCCGCAAGCAGCGCAAGUGCCACGCCACCUUCAUCCCCCUCAUGCUGAACGAGAUGCCCCAGGCAGGAGACCUGGUGGGGCUGGACGCCGAGUUCGUCACGCUGAACGAGGAGGAGGCCGAGCUGCGCAGUGAUGGCACCAAGUCCACCAUCAAGCCCAGCCAGAUGUCGGUGGCCCGGAUCACCUGCGUGCGUGGGCAGGGCCCCAACGAGGGCGUCCCCUUCAUCGAUGACUACAUCUCCACCCAGGAGCAGGUGGUGGAUUACCUGACCCAGUACUCCGGCAUCAAGCCAGGAGACCUGGAUGCCAAGAUCUCCUCCAAGCACCUGACCACCCUCAAAUCCACUUACCUGAAGCUGCGUUUCCUCAUCGACGUGGGCGUCAAGUUCGUGGGCCACGGGCUGCAGAAGGACUUCCGUGUCAUCAACCUGAUGGUGCCCAAGGACCAGGUGAUCGACACCGUGUACCUGUUCCACAUCCCGAGGAAGAGGAUGAUCUCCCUGCGCUUCCUCGCCUGGUACUUCCUGGACCUGAAGAUCCAGGGGGAGACCCACGACAGCAUCGAGGACGCGCGGACGGCGCUGCAGCUGUACCGCAAGUACCUGGAGCUGAGCCCGCAGGGCUCGGAGCCCGAGGAGUUCCGGAAGGUGCUCAAGGGGCUCUACGAGAAGGGCCGCAAGCUGGACUGGAAGGUGCCCGAGCCCGACAGCCAGAGCAGCCCCAAGCACGGGGCCGUGUUCCCCCCCGUGCUGGCCCUGUGACCGGAGCCCCCGCUUGGAGCAGCGCCGGGAGAGGCGGACACGGUGGAACUGGAACCAGCAGCGGGACCGGGGCUGUCCCCGACCCGCCCGACCCCCGCCCCGGGCCCGGCGUCCCGGGGCUCCCGUUUUCCUGCCGGUACCGGGAAGCACUGCCCUCCCCCCGCCCCGCUCGCCCGCCGGCCCGGGCGCCCUCAUAAAGCAGCCUCGGACCCCCG